Molecule: messenger RNA, 3376 nt
Organism: Nymphaea colorata (pocket water lily)
Lineage: Eukaryota; Viridiplantae; Streptophyta; Magnoliopsida; Nymphaeales; Nymphaeaceae
Product: exportin-2-like
Exons: 2
Coding region: 89-2971 (960 amino acids)
Biological process (GO): protein import into nucleus; protein export from nucleus
Cellular component (GO): cytosol; nuclear envelope
Molecular function (GO): small GTPase binding; nuclear export signal receptor activity
Source: RefSeq, a predicted model, not a curated record
CUGUGUGCUCGCCGGAUGCAAGGAGUUCGCCGUUGCAUUGCCGACGGUAGGACGUCUGUGUCUCGCGCUCUCUCCGAUCGUCGGCUAGAUGGAUGCCUCUCCAGAAACGCUAGAAAUUCUCACCCGGUGCUUCCUCCAAACCUUCUCGCCGGACCGCCAGCCCAGGCGGCAGGCGGAGGAGUACCUCGCCUCGGCGGCCGAAAGGCCCGGGUACGCACUCGCCGUUCUCCGCCUCCUAUGCUCCGCCUCCGCCCCUGACCAGGCCCGCCUCGCGGCGUCCGUCGCCUUCAAGAACCACCUCCGGUCCCGGUGGUCGCCGUCCCCGGACUUGGCAACCUCCGCUAUCGCCGAUGCCGAGAAGGAGCAGAUCAGGACCCUGACCGUCCGCAUUAUGCUAUCGUCUCAGCCCUCCAUUCAGGGCCAGCUGAGCAAGUCCCUCGCCGUCAUCGGCGAGUACGACUUCCCAAAGGCUUGGCCGGGCCUUCUUCCUGAGCUCGUGGCCAGCGUCCGCUCGGGCGCCGCUUCCUUGGACUACUCCGCCGUCAACGGCGCCCUGGCCACCACUCACUCAAUCUUUAAGAAGUUCCGAACCAAGCACUAUACCAAUGACCUCCUCCUCGACCUCAAGUACUGUGUCGACGGGUUUGCCGCACCGCUUCUCGAACUCUUCCUCCAGACCGGACGCCUAAUUGACGCCGCUGUUGCCGGGGGCGGCGGCGGAGACGCCCUUCUCUUCCGCCGGUGGUUCGAGAGCCAGCUUUUUUGUUGCCGCAUAUUCUUCUCUCUCAACUCCCACGAGCUUCCGCAAUUCUUUGAGGAUCACAUGAAGGAGUGGAUGGGCGAAUUCCAGAAGUACCUUACUACGGCCUAUCCCCUGCUCGACAAUGACGAGUCUGGCGGCGGCCGUGAGGUUGCGGACAAGCUCCGGAAGGCCGUCUGUACGAAUAUCAACCUUUACAUGAAUAACAAUGAAGAAAAAUUCCGCCCGUUUCUCUCGGGAUUUGCUUCCGCUGUGGGGAGUUUGUUGGUCUCCGUCUCGGCGAUGCCUAAUCGCGACAGGCUCACAGUUGCCGCCAUUAAGUUCUUGACCACCAUUAGCACCAGUGUCGACCAUUCUUUGUUUGCAAGCCCCGAUACUCUUCGGCUGAUAUGUCAGAGCAUUGUGAUCCCCAAUGUCCGGGUUCGUGAGGACGAUGAGGAGUCGUUCGAGAUGGAUUACGUUGAAUACAUAAGGAGAGACAUCGAAGGGAGCGACGUGGAUACAAGAAGGAGGAUAGCGUGCGACCUUGUAAGAGGGUUGUUGAGGAAGUACCGUGAGCAGGUAAGGGCUUUGUUGUCUGCAGAGAUGCAGAGCAUGAUGGAGAAGUAUGCUGCAAACCCGACGGAGAAUUGGAAAGAUAAGGACUGUGCUAUAUUCUUGGUGGUCUACUUCUCACACCCCCGCAACGAACUGGUGGACGUGUGGAGCUUCUUUAAGGCGGUAAUCGAUCCCGAGCUGAAGUGCGCAGACGUGAACUCGCAGCCGAUGCUGAAGGCCGAUGCAUUGAAGUUCCUCACUACCUUCCGCAGUAGAAUACCAAAAAAUCUGGCGCUCGAGCUCGUUCCCCAUGCUGUUAGGUUUUUGACUGCCGAAUCCAAUGUGGUUCACUCAUAUGCUGCCAAUUGCAUAGAGAAGCUUUUGCUCGUCAAAGAUGACGGAAGGGAACGAUACACUGCUUCUGAUAUAUCUCCUUUCUUGAUUCCCUUGAUGACCAACCUGUAUCACGUGUUUGAAUUGCCGGGAUCCGAGGAGAAUCAGUAUGCCAUGAAAUGCAUAUGGCGUGUUUUUCUUGUCGCAGAGUUUAAUGCAGACUUUGCUGCAGCCUGCAUUGCCGGUCUGAAGACUAGAGUCUAUGAGGUCUGCAAGAAUUCGAAGAAUCCAACCUUUAACCGUUACCUGUUUGAAUCGAUAGUUGAGUUGGUGAGGCGAACUUGCGAGAAGGACCCUUCGCUGAUAAAAACUUUAGAACCAAGCCUGUUCGAUAUGCUUCAGAAGAUAUUGGUUGAAGACAUUAUCGAAUUUCUGCCUUAUGCGCUUCAAAUUUUUGGUCAGGCGAUGGACAUGAACAGGCCACCUCUACCAGCAACCUAUAUGCAGCUUUUUGACGCUCUUCUUUCUCCAGGAUUGUGGUUGAGAGAGGAGAACGUUCCUGCAUUGGUGAGGCUGCUGCAGGCGUACCUUGAAAAGGCUCCCAUGGAGUUGAAACAGCGGCUAAGUGAGGUUCUUGGUAUAUUCCAGACGCUUAUCGGUUCUGCUCUCACGGAUGAGUCUGGUUUCUAUGUUGUGAAUACGGUGAUUGAAAACCUGAGCUACGAUGUCAUGUCUCCGUAUGUUCUUCACAUUUGGAAUGCCCUGUUUACGCGCUUGCACAAACAGAGGACCACAAGAUUCAUAAAAUCCCUGCUCGUAUUCAUGUCUCUGUUCCUGGUGAAACAUGGGCAUUCGACUCUAGUCAACACCAUAAAUGCAGUUCAGGAGAAUCUUUUUGGGGUGAUUUUAGAACAACUUUGGAUUCCACAUCUGAAAUUAAUCACAGGUUCUGUAGAGGUUAAACUAUGCCUGGUUGCCUCAACUGGACUGUUGUGUGAAUCUUCUAGUCUGUUGCAGGAUUCACCACCCGUGCUGAUUUUGUGGGGAAAAUUGCUUGACAGCAUUGUUACAUUGCUGUCACGAUCAGAGCAAGAAAGAGUGGAUGAUGAGCCAGGAGUUUCAGAUAUAUGUGAAGCUGUUGGCUACACUGCAAUUUGGAAGAAAAAAGAGGACCCUGUAGAGGCCAUUAAGGAUCCAAAGGAAUACGUAAUAACAAGUUUGGCAAGGCUUUCAACUCUUUCACCAGGAAAAUAUCCAGCAAUUAUUCAAGGGUCACUGGAUUCAGCCAAUCAGGCGGCGCUUCUCCAGCUCUGCGGCAUGUAUAACUGCUCCAUUGUCUAGGUCACUGUGUGGUGUAACAGUUCGAGAAUUUGAAGAUGAAAGAUUCCUCUUAGCAGAUGUUGCAUCAAGAGAGUGUCUUAGUUGCUGGUUGGUCCGGAAUCUGUCAUUGGAGCACCACUAGCUGGCGUCUGAUCAUCGUCUACCAUAUGUGGCACAUCUUUGAAGCGAGACAUCUACAUGUACGCCAUCGUGCACGGUGCACAGCGCUUAAUGCACGACAAAUUGUGCUCCUGACUUACUUUCAUUGGGUUCUUGGGCCACUCCUAAAGUGUAUGUCAUACACAUGGACCUAUGCACAAUAUAAUGGUACACAGGCUUGUUCAUAUAACCAGCGCAUGUUUGAGCCCAAAACAGUUGGACUAUCAUGGUGUUGUCCUCAGACUUUUUUUCCUUUUCUUUUUGUUG